UGGGCCAGGAAGCGCGGAAGAAACAGCCGGGGGCCAUGGACGGAGCUGUGAUGGAAGGGCCGCUCUUUUUGCAAAGUCAGCGCUUCGGGACCAAGAGGUGGAGGAAGACCUGGGCCGUUCUCUACCCGGCUAGUCCCCAUGGCGUGGCGCGGCUCGAGUUCUUUGACCACAAAGGGUCGAGCUUUGGAGGAGGCCGAGGGGGCUCGCGCCGCCUAGACUGCAAGGUGAUCCGUCUGGCAGAAUGUGUGAGCGUGGCCCCCGUGGCCGUGGAAAGCCCCCCUGAGCCUGGCGCCGCUGCCUUCCGCCUGGACACUGCGCAGCGCUCGCACCUGCUGGCAGCCGACGCGCCGUCCAGCGCCGCCUGGGUGCAGACGCUGUGUCGAAACGCCUUUCCGAAAGGCACCUGGGCUCUGGCGCCUGCUGAGAACCCACCUAAGCUUUCCGCCCUGGAGAUGCUGGAAAACUCGCUGUACAGCCCUACCUGGGAAGGAUCCCAGUUCUGGGUAACUGUGCAGAGGACUGAGGCUGCCGAGCGCUGUGGACUGCAUGGCUCCUACGUGCUGAGGGUAGAGGCUGAGAGGCUGACUCUCCUGACUGUGGGGGCCCAGAGUCAAAUACUGGAGCCGCUCCUUUCCUGGCCCUACACUCUGUUGCGUCGCUAUGGCCGGGACAAGGUCAUGUUCUCUUUUGAGGCCGGCCGCCGCUGCCCCUGCGGCCCUGGAACCUUCACCUUCCAGACAGCACAAGGAAAUGAUAUCUUUCAGGCAGUUGAGACUGCCAUCCACCGGCAGAAGGCCCAGGGAAAGGCCGGACAGGGGCACGAUGUUCUCAGAGCUGACUCCCAUGAAGGGGAAGUGGCAGAGAGGAAGUUGGCUUCUCCUCCUGGCCCCCAGGAGCUCCAGGGCAGCCCUCCAUCCCUGUAUGCUGAGCCCUUAGACUCCCUGCGCAUUCCUCCAGGCCCUUCCCAGGACUCCCUGUACUCAGACCCCCUGGACAGCACCCGUGCUCAGGCAGGGGAGGGAGUACAGUUGAAGAAACCUCUCUAUUGGGACUUGUAUGAGCAUGUGCAGCAGCAGUUGCUGAAGGCCAAGCUGACAGACUCCAAAGAGGACCCCAUCUAUGAUGAACCCGAGGGCUUGGCCCCAGUCCCUCCCCGGGGCCUUUAUGAUCUGCCUCAGGAGCCCAAGGAUGCAUGGUGGUGCCAAGCUCGGGUGAAGGAGGAGGGCUAUGAGCUCCCCUACAACCCUGCCACUGAUGACUAUGCUGUGCCACCCCCUCGGAGCACAAAGCCCCUCCCAGCUCCCAAGCCCCAGGGCCUGGCCUUCCCUGAACCUGGUUCUGCAACUGGCAGUAGCAGCAAAGGCCACAGCUCAGACACUGCCCUGUAUAGCCAGGUCCAGAAGAGCGUGGCCUCAGGGAGCUGGAACUGUGGGCUUUCUAGAGUAGGGAGCAACAGGACUGGGGUUAAGUCAGAAGGCUCUGCCUGAGAAGUAGGGCAAAGCUGUGGUUGUUGAUAGGAGGAACAUAGGGAGGUGGCACUGGGUACCAAAGAAGCCUGUUAUAACCAGCGGGAACCAGAGGGCAGGAGGGGCACUAAGGGACCAGAGGGAUCGGGGGAAUCAAUCCCAGGAAGUCUAGAAAGUGGAACAGAUGACAGGGCUGAAGGAUGGGUUCUUAGGAGGGUCAGCAUCCCUAAGUUAUCCCUCCUUCAAAGGAAUGGAAGCCGCUGGACCACGUCUAUGGGAAAAGGUACUUGGUCAGAGUGGGUGCAGUUUGAGGGGCCUUUUUGGAGACUGUAGGAAGAUACUGGAUUAUGCCAGAUCCUUGUCCCUGCACUGUUCUUUGCCAGAGAUAUAGUUUAAAAAUUUUUUUAUUCUCAUUAAAGUCAGCCUGGGAUUAAGAA
Molecule: messenger RNA, 1903 nt
Organism: Galeopterus variegatus (Sunda flying lemur)
Lineage: Eukaryota; Metazoa; Chordata; Mammalia; Dermoptera; Cynocephalidae
Gene: DOK1
Product: docking protein 1, 62kDa (downstream of tyrosine kinase 1)
Exons: 5
Coding region: 36-1487 (483 amino acids)
Biological process (GO): positive regulation of MAPK cascade; cell surface receptor protein tyrosine kinase signaling pathway
Cellular component (GO): cytoplasm
Source: RefSeq, a predicted model, not a curated record